CAUCUACAAAAACCACUUCAGUGCCCUGCCUUGAUAACCCAUCCGAUACCUACACAAUCCACAUCAUCCCCCUUUCUCGGAGACUUGCUUAACCCAUUCCCUCGCCACCAAGAGAAGCCAGCGCCAGACGAAGCCCAUCCUCCAAGACCGCUACGCCCUCUCUUUCUUUCUUUCGCUCUAUUCUAGUUUCAUUUCUAUCAAGAAUAAGCAUUUUCCGCAUCGUAUGUUCACUGUGCUCCAACCUUCAUCGUCCCGUUCACACUCAUCCUCAACCUACAGCGAUAUGGAGCACGACCUCGAUCUCGACGUCGGAUUCGACGUUGGGUUCGACCUCAGCAUGACCAAGGACGAUCUCCUGCUGUCCACCCUCACCCCAUCUUCGUCCUGUUCCUCGCUCUACCAAUUGCAGGACCAGCCACAUCUCUAUCGCCGAGGACGAGGGCUUGCUUAUGGCACCAUCACAACCACAACCACUGUCACCACUACUACGACAACAACCCCGUCAACACCAGCACAACCAUCAUCUUCAGCAUCCUCCUCGUUGUCAAGGAUAUCAGGAGCCUCAAUAUCAACGGGUUUUCAAGAAGACCGGAGUGAGGCGAACCUUCCUCUCUUCCCUGGUGCCCUCCAAUUGGUCUCCGAGGGCCCCUACCUGUUUAUUUUCGACAUUCCAAUCUCGCUUUACUAUCCUAUCCGCGCCCUGAUCCUGUUUAUGUUGGGUUUCAUGUUCUCGCUCGUGAUUGACCAUUUGCAGACCCAACACAACCUGAUUCAAUACCCCAGAAACGCUCACCACUACCUCUGGGAUACGGCUUCAUGGCUGCCGCCGACAUGUGGCCUCUCGGCAGUGUUGAUUGGGACAUUCUAUCCGCUCGGAGAUUACCUCUGGUGGGGACAGCGGGUCAAGCAAGGGAAUCAGGAUUGGUCCAGCGUCAUGAGGUGUUUUGGCGGAUUCAUCGGUGUCAACUAUGCAGCAUCGAGACUGCCGUGGACCAGCAGCCUUCAGGUGUCUUGCACCCUGGCCUUGAUCUCGGUCGGCCUCUGGUUCUGGUUCGACCGCACAUUUCAUGGAUUUAUGAUCUCGCUCACGGUCGCGUCCAUAGGCACCCUUGUUGCCUAUUUCCUCGUCCUGAAUGGAUGGUAUAGUUUCACACGGGCAGACUUUUAUGGCGUUGGAUCAUGGAUGCCUUGCAUACUUUAUUCGUCCUCGGUUUGCUUUGGAAGCAUUGGGCGGCAAUUGGAUGUAGUCCCUGCAACAUGGUAUGACUCUAGUUCAACUCAGACUCAUGUCAAAACGAAUUGAAAGAAAGCAAUCUGUAAAUAAAGCUCGUAUAUAUCCAUU
This is a messenger RNA of Gamsiella multidivaricata, 1342 nucleotides long. RefSeq names its product insulin-induced protein-domain-containing protein. The transcript is spliced from 3 exons. The coding region runs from base 224 to 1303 and encodes 359 amino acids. Gene Ontology annotation, cellular component: endoplasmic reticulum. The record is from RefSeq and is a predicted model, not a curated record. Gene Ontology annotation, biological process: sterol biosynthetic process. NCBI's taxonomy places the organism in Eukaryota, Fungi, Mortierellomycota, Mortierellomycetes, Mortierellales, Mortierellaceae.